CUUGUCGGGAAUGCCUUAGAACUGUGAAAACAACACAGGAGUUAAGAGAGGAUGCAGAGCAGCACAGCCAGGCAAAUCACUUGCUAGGGUUCACUCCAGUGGAGUACGUGACAAGGAAAGGAAAAAUUCCUUAAGAUCUCCCUCCAGACAGAUGCUGCAAGGAGAUCCAGAUUUCCAGUCGAAAGCAUUUCAAGGUAGAUGCAGCUGAGCAACGAUGCUUUUUUAAAAUUGAGCAAAGCAGAGAGGAUUCCGUUUCCCAGUUUCGAUUCAGAGCCGUUUGUUUUAUCGAACAAAAAGGACACUGUGACUUCGAUUUCUCAUGGAUCAGCCAGCGAGCAGCUGUAUGAGGAGCUCCCACCCCGGCAGCCCAAUCUGGGGGUGCAUGCGGAACCCACAUUCGGGGGUGCCACCUCCAGGUCUCCAGCCUUAUCAGCAAGCCCCAUUCUCCUUUCAUCAGAAGCCUGAAUUCCUGGCCUACACGGAUUUCUCCACCUCCUGCCUGGUGUCUGCACCCCAUGCCUACCCCCGGGACGAGAGACUAUAUGUCGAGCAACACUCGGGGUUCCAGCGCCCUGAGUGGCAGUUCUCACCCACUGAAGCCCGCAGCCGGCAGGAGCCCUGCUUGGCAUCAGUUCCCAUGAGCAGCAGCAGCGCCGAGAUGGAGACUGGAGGGGCUGACAGGCUGCCAGUGUCAGUACCAGGGUGCCUGGAUGGUGAAUACAGCGGGCAUGGGAUGGCACCCACAGAGACAGAAAAAAAGUCCUCCAAGAGAAAAAGAGAGCUAUCAGAAAACCAAGACUCCAACUACAAAGGAGAUUCCAACAGUAAGGCCAGGAAGGAAAGGACAGCGUUCACUAAGGAGCAGCUUCGCGAACUGGAGGCUGAAUUCUCUCACCACAACUAUCUGACCAGGCUGCGCCGAUAUGAGAUCGCUGUCAAUCUGGACCUCACUGAGAGACAGGUGAAGGUGUGGUUCCAGAACAGACGCAUGAAGUGGAAAAGGGUGAAAGGUGGACAGCCAGCCUCCCCGAACGACUUGGAGACAGACGAGGUGGACUCUGCAGCUUCCCCCAGCUCCGAGUGAGCAGACUGCCUGAUCUUCGCCCUGCGGACUGCAGCUGAGAUAAGCCCUCUGGGGCUCUUAGAGGAUGGAGUUGAGAGCUGGUGAACCAAAAGACUUCGACUGCCAAGGGAGCAGGCAGCUGCCUCUUGUGAAUUGAUACAUACUUCCUGUUGCGAAUAUUUCUAGUUCACACGAAAGAGACAAUGACAGGCCUGUGUGUCAGAUGUGUUUGCAUGUUAAGCUUGGUUUGUGCAAAUCCUAAAUCUGGAAUAUGGAAUGAGGGGAGAGGCGUCCUAUGAGUUCAGGGCUGUACCAGGAGGUGUUUGUCCUAAAAUGGACAUGGACGAUCUGGGCAGCAGAUAGUGUGGACAUGGAUAAGUAGUCACCAUGAAGGGGUGAGGGUGCUUCUCUGUGGUGAUGGCCCUUGUCUUGACAUUGACUGACAGUCGUCAUUUGGGUCUUCACUAAAGAUAGACCACAGAGACUGCAGCAUGAAGUAUUAUGGCCAAAGAAAACGACAAAAAAUCAGGUUUUAGUAAAAUGUUCUGCCCCCCCAAAAAAGGUGAUGGUCUAAUGAAUUUAGGAAAGGUGAAUUUCUUUUAUACCUUUUUGCCCCUCCCCAGUCCAGCAUUCGAUCAUAGUCAUUUAUGGGCUCAGAGUAUGUGCAACGCCACUCCCUAGAUAUCUGCUAACUUCACUGGUCCAGAAGACCGGGUCUACAGCUCCUGGAGAACUUGAACUGUCUAUGUUUCAAGGAGUUGGCAUUACCCCCUCCCCCAUAACCAGCACCAAUGAGCCAUAUUACACUUCCCUUUUAAGAACGAAGCUGCCUUGGGUCACAGAUUACUUUUGUCUUUUUUGUGGCACCACAGUCUAGAAAAAAAGAGUGUCAAAUCAUUCAGGGAGAACUUAUUUUUUUUCAAAGAGGACGGGGUUGCGUCCUUUAUCUCACACUCUGAUCUCUGUCAGUGUGCUUUGCAAGCAAGUGUAUACUCAGCAAAGGAAAUAUUGGCAGCUUGUUUACUUGGGUGUCUCACCUGAGCAGACAUUAAACCUCAUGCUAGUGCCGGUAGGAAAUUGUGGCCUGUCCAGCAGUGAGACAGAUAUUUUGAACAUCAGAAAGUCCACAGAUGAUAACAGGUCGUUUGGUCCCAUUUCUUCGUAGUGCCGUAGCCAGUACUGGUUGUACAGGGAACAAACCCUUAAGAGUGAAAUCCCCUUGAAGAAUCCCGAAGGAUAGGGAUCAUUCAGGAGAACAUAGCCUGCGUGUCUCUGGGGGCCGUGAGGAAGCAGGAGGCCCUGGGAAAACUAUGCAGACUCAAGACAGACAAGCUCAAGAGCCAAUCCAAACCCAGGACCUUUGAACUGUGUGAUGACCUUCACCCCAUCAGGUCUGCGCAAAUAUCUUCAAAAACGUGUGAUGCAGUACACAUUCCAAACAUAGCUCCCUAGCUAAGCAUUUCAGAGGAUGUUUUUUAUACUGUUUUCUAUAAGGCUGUUUCUAGAAUAUAAUUGUUGAUAAUAUUUUCCUAUGUUUUAUUUUUGGUGUAUUUCACAAAUAACAAAUACAGGUGUAGCAUAUUCAUAAAAGUUAAUAAAAGUCUCCAUAAAUCUAAGAAAGCUAUUUUUUAUGUUAGGCCUACAGACAUUCUUCCAGCAAGUCUGGUGAAAUAUUGGGUGCUGUGAGAAGAAACCACAAUGUUGUAGCCGGUAUUGUAAUUAAUUGUCCUUUGUAAUAUUAUUUAUGUAGCUUGUCAUUGGACUGCAUGGGCAGCAGUAUCCAAAAAUACUGCAUAAAUUAACGUCUUUUCAAUCAGCAACCAUAAAUUAAAAAUCCUUCCAUCAUAUAAGCUUGGCUCCUAUUCCGUUUUAAUGUAAAAUACUAUGUGUAUUACAUGUGUUUUAUAUUUGUCUGUGUUGUUGCUUC
This is a messenger RNA of Lepisosteus oculatus (spotted gar), 2990 nucleotides long. It is a transcript of the gene meox1, whose product is annotated as mesenchyme homeobox 1. NCBI's taxonomy places the organism in Eukaryota, Metazoa, Chordata, Actinopteri, Semionotiformes, Lepisosteidae. Gene Ontology annotation, biological process: somite development; positive regulation of transcription by RNA polymerase II. The record is from RefSeq and is a predicted model, not a curated record. Gene Ontology annotation, cellular component: nucleus. Gene Ontology annotation, molecular function: RNA polymerase II cis-regulatory region sequence-specific DNA binding; DNA-binding transcription factor activity, RNA polymerase II-specific.